This is a messenger RNA of Acanthisitta chloris (rifleman), 7260 nucleotides long. It is a transcript of the gene NBEAL2, whose product is annotated as neurobeachin-like 2. Gene Ontology annotation, biological process: intracellular protein localization. The annotation marks the transcript as partial. The transcript is spliced from 49 exons. NCBI's taxonomy places the organism in Eukaryota, Metazoa, Chordata, Aves, Passeriformes, Acanthisittidae. Gene Ontology annotation, cellular component: cytosol; membrane. Gene Ontology annotation, molecular function: protein kinase binding. The record is from RefSeq and is a predicted model, not a curated record.
CCCAAUGCACUCCAGGCCAUCACUCCGGGGGCUGUGGAGGCUCUCCUGGGGGUGCUGCAGCGAGGAGGAGGAGUGUCCUCACCAUCCCCAGGGCUGCUGGAGGUGACCCUGCACACCGUGGUGGCUGUGGUCCAUGUCCUGCACAGCAGCAGCCCCAGCGCUGGCCAUGUGUCCCUGAGGGUCCUCCUCGAUGGCUACUUCAGGGUCCUCAACUCUCACCUCCACAUGGCCUCCAUGGAGCCAGAGGUGGCUGGUGACCUCAUCACUCUGCGGGUGCUCAUGCUAGAUGCCAUCCCAGCCAUGUUGAAUUGUGAGGACCGUCCAGUCCUCCAAGCUGUCUUCCUCAGCAACAACUGCUUCGAGCACAUCAUCCGCCUCCUCCAAAACAGCAAGGUUGUUGACAGCAGCUCCGACACCAUCGCAGUCCACGCCAUUGGGGUCCUCACCGCCAUCAUGAGCAACUCGCCCUCAGCCAAGGAGGUGUUCAAGGAGCGCAUCGGCUAUGCCCAUCUCUACGAGGUGUUGAGGAGCCAAGGUCAGCCCACCCAACGCCUGCUCCAGGAGCUCCUCAACAUGGCAGUGGAGGGCGACCACAGCUCCUUCCCAGUGCGUCCCAUCUGCAACGAGCAACCUCUACUCAUCCUUCUGGCCUGGCUACCAGCUCUGGCCUGUCGGGAUCUUCAAGUCUUCCUCUCAGGUUGGCUACGUCGCCUCUGCGAAGCCUCCCUGCCCAACCGCCUCACCUGCGUCAAGGCAGGCAUGGUGGGCUCUCUCCUGGCUGCCCUGGCCACCGAGCCAGCGCUGCCAGCUGCCUGCUCUGAGAACCUUCUGGAGCUCUUGAGGGCCUUGGGAAGCCUCUCCAUCCGCCCCGGAGAGCUGCGGCAGCUGCUGCGGUUGCUGCGGCGUGAGCGAGGUCGGGGACCACAUCCCUAUGUGGCACCUGUCAUCCGGGCACUCUCGGGGAUGGCCAGGGUGGAGGGACCUCCCAGAGCAUUGCAGUGCUUUGACCUGACUCCUGGCAUGGCUGGAAUCAUGGUGCCCACCGUGCAGAAGUGGCCUGGAGGUGCCUUCGCCUUCCAUGCGUGGUUAUGCCUGAGUGAGGAGGAGGCUGAGCCACCAGUAAGGCCGAAGAGGAGGCAAUUAUACAGCUUCUUCACAGCUGGUGGGACAGGCUUUGAGGCAUUCUUCACUGCCAGCGGCAUGUUGGUGGUGGCUGUCUGCACCAAGAAGGACUACAUGACUGUGGCAUUACCAGAGUUUGCCUUCAACGACUCAGCUUGGCACUGCAUUGACAUCGUCCACGUCGCUGGCCGUCGGCCCUUUGGCCAGAACAUCGUCAGCAUCUACGCUGAUGGGCACCUGCGGACCACAGCGCAGCUCCGUUUCCCCUCCCUCCACGAGUCUUUCCCCUCCUGCUGCAUCGGCUCCGCGGGCCACCGGACCACCACCACCGCUGCCACCACUACUGCUCUGGAGGGUCACCUGGGCUCUGUGGCCAUCUUCUGUGAGGCUCUACAGCAAGCCCAGGUCAAGGCACUGUUCUGUGCAGGACCAAAUGUCACAUCACCAUUUACACUGGAAGGUGACCUGAUCGAGCUCAACAGCAAGCUCUUGCUCUACUACACCCCACAGGCCUGCAGGAACAACAUCUGCCUAGACCUCUCUCCCAGCCACGGCUUAGAUGGGAGGCUGACAGGGCACAAGGUGGUCAACUGGGACAUCAAGGACGUGGUCAACUGCGUGGGUGGGAUGGGUGUGCUGCUGCCCCUGCUCGAGCAAGUGGUGUCCAAGAAGGAGGAGCCUGAGGAUGAGCAGGAGACCAAUGAUUUGGUGGGGCCAGAGCUGACGUCCUCCAGGAACGCCCAGGGCAUGCUCAUCCCACUGGGAAAGUCCUCAGAGAGCAGGCUGGAGAGGAACAGCGUGGCUGCCUUCCUGCUGCUGGUGAAGAACUUCAUCCAGAACCACCCAGUAAACCAGGAGAGCCUGGUGCAGUGCUACGGGCCAGCCAUCAUCGGGGCACUGCUGCAGAAGGUCUCUGGUGCACUGCUGGACAUGAGCACUCUGAUGGCCUCACAGAUCCUCAUGGAGCAGGUGGCCUCUGAGGGCAGCGGUCUCCUGCUGCACCUCCUCUACCAACAUCUCCUCUUUGACUUCCGAAUCUGGAGCAACAGCGACUUCGCCGUGCGCUUAGGUCAUAUCCAGUAUCUGGCCAAUGUGGUCAAGGAUCACAAGCAGCGUGUCCGCAAGAAGUAUGGAGUGCAGUACAUCCUCGACUCCAUCCGGACGUACUACGGCACCUCCAGGGAGAAGACCACAGCCACCGAUGAUAUCAAGACAGUGCAGACAUCCCUCUUCAGCUUGGUGAAGGAUUUCUUCUGCAGGAGCUUCUCUGGGGAGGAGAUGCAGAGCUUACUGAACUACCUGACUGGGGUGCAGGAUGAGCAGCAGGUCUGCGGAGCACUGGAGGUGAUCCACAGCCUGCUGAAGGGCUCACCUGCCCAGGAACAGCUCUUCACCUUCCUCUUUGAGCCAGGCCAUGUUGAGGUCUUCUUCUCACUGCUGGUGCAGAAGAAGUUCUCAGAUGAAGUGCGAGAGAGGGUCUUCAAGGUCCUCUACAAGAUGCUGAAGUAUGAGAAGGUCCCUGAGCGCAGCAAGAACCGCCUGAAGCUGAAGGACAUUGGGUACCAUGGGCUCAUCUCCUACCUCAAUGACAUCCCCAGCUCCAUGCUGCUCUUCCGUUGCCUCUCGGAGCAGGUCCUUGGAGCAGACCCUCCCAACUACAAGGACCUGGUGUCUGUGGUCUACCUGUCCCACCGGGCUGAGCUGGCUGUCCGGCUCGAUAUCUGCCGCAAGCUUUUCCACCUGAUCUAUGCACAGCAGGACAUGGUGAAGCAGCUGGCAAGGUUGGCUGGUUGGCAGGACACGCUCACCAAGCUCUACGUCAAAGAGUCCUAUGAGUCCCGUCAGCACAGCCUGAGCAAUGUGGGCAAUGGGGCCUGCAUGGAGCUCAUCCACCUUUCCAGCCCCUCCAGCAAGGAGGGGAUGAGUUCACCACCAGCUGAGCUCCAGGAGCUGGAUGUCUUCCUCCCUAUGGGGUAUGAGGCCUCGGACCAGGAACUUUCUGAGGGCUUCUCUGACCACUCCAUCUCCCCAACUGGCCGCACCAAGUCCUUCCACUCCUACAACUUCAACUACCACCCACUCUCACCCUUCUCCACCUCACCCUUUGACUUGGGGCUUGACCUGGCCAGCACCAGCUCCAUGGCCACAGCUGAGAGCGGCACCCAAACCCCAACCAGCGGCCCUGGCACCCCCUCACCUCUGGAGAGCUUCAAGCCCUUCCCAGGAAUGCGAGCACGCAAGAGCUCCAGUCUCUCCAAUGUCCUGGAUGAGAGCAGCUACCAGGACGUGCUGCCCAGUGACAACAUCUCCAACACCAGCAAUCCCCAGCAAACACCUGAGGAGGAGCUGUGCAACCUCUUGACCAACAUCAUCUUCUCCGUGACGUGGCGCGGGGUGGAGGGCUGGGACGACACGGCAUGGAGGGAGCGUGGGCAGGUCUUCUCCGUCCUCACCAAGCUGGGGACAGCGUGUGAGCUGGUGCGGCCUCCUGAUGAGAUCAAGCGCAGCCUGCUGGAGAUGAUGUUGGAGUCGGCGUUGACAGACCUGAAGGAGUCAGGACCAUCUGCCCUGCCUGGGCUCACCCACAAUGCCCUCAAGCUGCUGCGGCUGCUCCAGGACUUCCUGUUCUCCGAGGGACACAACAACCAGGCCCUGUGGAGUGAGAAGAUCUACGAGGGGAUCAGCAGUCUGCUGGACAAGCUGGGUGUCUGGUACCACCUGGCCAAUGGCACCUCUGACCUCAAGGAGAUGGCUCAGACAGGUCUCCGCAUCCUUGUGGGCUACAUCAUGCUGCAGGACCCUCAGCUGCACUCUUUGGCCUAUGUGAAGCUGCACAGCCUCCUGCAGACAGCCUCAGCCCCCAGAAAGGAUGAGGCCUGCUACCUGCUGGGCAAGCUGGAGACCCCUCUGAGGCGCUCACUGGACGCCAAGUCGGAGACCUUCUCUUGGUUGGUGCCCAUCAUCCGUACGCUCAUGGAUCAAUGCUAUGAGACCCUGCAGCUGCAGCUCUUCCUGCCCUCACUACCCCCCACCAAUGGCAGCCCCACCUUCUACGAGGACUUCCAGCUCUUCUGCACCACCCCAGAGUGGAGGAGCUUCAUUGAGAAGCAUGUGCAGCCCACCAUGGCCCAGUUUGAGAUGGACACCUUUGCCAAAAGCCAUGACCACAUGUCCAAUUUCUGGAAUGCCUGUUACGAUGCCAUGAUGAGCAGUGCCCAACGUCGGGAGCAGGAGAAGGCAACCAGCCGCAAGAUGUUCCAGGACCUGGUGCUAGAGCCAGUGGCCAAGCGCUCCAAGGCGGAAAACUCCCGACAUUCCAACAUGCUCAAGCAGGCCAACAACCACCACAACACUGUGCUGAAGCAGUGGAGGUCCCUGUGCCGCCUCCUCACCUCACCUCGCUCCGCCUGGGCUGACAGGAACCCACCAGAGGUUCACUGGAAGCUGUCGAGUGCUGAGACCUACUCUCGGAUGAGGCUGAAGUUGGUGCCCAACUUGAAUUUUGACCAACACCUGGAGGCCAGUGCCCUACGGGACAACUUGGGAGCUGACCACCUCCAAAACCCCACCGAGUCCCUCCCGCUUGCCAUGGCCAAGGAGGCCAAGGUGAGCGAGCUGGAGGAUGACCAGUUGGCUGAGGAGGACCUCCCUGUCCUGGACAACCAGGCUGAGCCCAAGGAGCAGAACCAACGAGAGAAGCUGGUGGUCUCAGAGGACUGUGAGCUCAUCACGACAGUGGCUGUAAUCCCCGGUCGCCUGGAGGUGACAACGCAGCAUGUCUAUUUCUACGAUGGCAGCAGCGAGAAGGAGGAGACAGAGGGAGGGAUUGGCUAUGACUUCAAACGUCCCUUGUCCCACCUGCGUGAGGUCCACCUGCGCCGCUACAACCUGCGCCGGUCUGCACUCGAGCUCUUCUUCAUCGACCAGGCCAACUACUUCCUCAACUUCAAGAAGAAGGUGAGGAACAAGGUCUACUCCUGCAUCCUUGGCCUGCGUCCCCCCAGCCAGAUCUACUUUGGCAGCCGAUCACCCCAGGAGCUGCUGAAGGCCUCAGGGCUUACACAGAAAUGGGUCCUGCGGGAAAUCUCCAACUUCGAGUACCUCAUGCAGCUGAACACAAUUGCAGGACGCACCUACAACGACCUCUCCCAGUACCCCGUGUUCCCCUGGAUCCUGCGGGAUUACGUCUCAGAGACCCUCGACCUCACCAACCCUUCCGUGUUUCGGGACCUGUCCAAGCCCAUUGGGGUGGUCAAUGAGCGCCACGCCCGGGAUGUGAAGGAGAAGUAUGAGAGCUUUGAGGACCCCACAGGCACCGUGGACAAGUUCCACUAUGGCACACACUACUCCAAUGCUGCGGGUGUCAUGCACUACCUGAUCCGCACUGAGCCCUUCACCACCCUCCACAUCCAGCUGCAGAGUGGCAGGUUUGACUGCUCUGACCGGCAGUUCCACUCAGUGCCAGCAGCGUGGCAAGCACGUAUGGAGAACCCUGUGGAUGUUAAGGAGCUCAUCCCUGAGUUCUUCUACUUCCCUGAGUUCCUGGAGAACCAGAAUGGCUUUGACCUGGGCUGCCUUCAGCUCUCCAACGAGAAAGUGGGUGACGUGGUGCUGCCACGGUGGGCACGCUCCCGUGAGGACUUCAUCUACCAGCAUCGCAAAGCCCUGGAGUCAGAGUAUGUCUCGGCUCAUCUGCAUGAGUGGAUAGACCUCAUUUUUGGGUACAAACAACGAGGCCCGGCUGCCGUGGAGGCCCUCAACGUCUUCUACUACUGCACCUAUGAGGGGGCCGUGGACCUGGAUGCCAUCGCAGAUGAGACGCAACGGAAGGCUCUUGAGGGCAUCAUCAGCAACUUUGGGCAGACGCCCUGCCAGCUGCUCAAGGAGCCCCAUCCUGCCCGGCUGUCAGCAGAGAGUGCUGCCCAGAGGCUUGCUCGCCUCGACACCCACUCCCCCAACAUCUUUGAGAACCUGGACCAGCUCAAGUCCUUCUUCGUGGAGGGAAUCAGUGAUGGGGUGGCCCUGGUGCAAGCUGUGGUCCCCAAGAACCAGGCGCACUCCUUCAUCACUCAGGGAUCUCCUGAUGUUCUGGUCACCGUGAGUGCCAAUGGCUUGUUGGGGACCCAUAACUGGUUGCCUUAUGACAAGAAUAUUUCCAACUACUUCAGCUUCACCAAAGACCCCACAGUCUCCAACACCAAGACCCAGCGCUUCCUGCAGGGCCCCUUUGCCCCCGGUGUGGACCUCUGCUCCCGCACGCUGGCUGUGUCCCCUGAUGGGAAGCUGCUCUUCAGUGGGGGACAUUGGGACAACAGCCUCCGUGUCACCUCCCUGACCAAAGGGAAGGUCGUUGGGCACAUCACUCGGCACAUAGAUGUUGUCACCUGCCUGGCACUUGACCUUUGUGGCAUCUACCUCAUUUCUGGAUCCCGGGACACCACCUGCAUGGUGUGGCAGGUCCUACAGCAGGGUGGUUUCUCCAGCGGUUUGGCUCCCAAACCUGUCCAGGUCCUGUACGGCCAUGAUGCUGAGGUGACAUGUGUGGCCAUCAGCACCGAGCUGGACAUGGCAGUGUCAGGCUCCAAGGAUGGCUCCAUCAUCAUCCACACCAUCCGCCGAGGGCUCUUUAUCCGGUCCCUGCAGCCACCUGGCGAGAGCUCACCGCACACUGUCCUGUCCCACCUGGCUGUGGGACCAGAGGGGCAGGUGGUGGCCCAAACCACUGUGGAUCAACAAUCCUGCUUGAAGGACAGGUUUGCUCUGCACCUCUACUCAGUGAAUGGGAAGCACUUGUCCUCCGUCCCUCUGGACCAGGAGGUGACAGCCAUGUGCUUGACUGAGGACUUUGUGGUGUUGGGGACCACACAGUGUGGGCUGGAGAUCCGGGACCUCCAGAGCCUCAGGGCGGCCGUGCCCCCCGUGCCCAUGCGGGUGCCCGUGCACAGUGUGUCCAUCACCAAGGAGAAGAGUCACAUCCUGGUGGGGCUGGAGGAUGGAAAACUCAUCGUGGUGGGCGCUGGGCAGCCUGCUGAGGUGCGUCCAGGCCAGUUCCACCGGCGGCUGUGGCGUUCCACACGGCGCAUCUCCCAGGUGUCAGCUGGAGAGACUGAAUACAACCCCGCCCAGGAAAGGUCCUAG